AUGAAGUUUUCAUCUGUGGUCCUAUGCUCUGUUUUGGUCCAGUUAGCCAGUGCUGCACCAGUGUUCGUGACCGAUUUUGUCACUCAAAUGGUUACCGUGACUGUCAUGGCUCACCAGGAUGUUAGUACUACAACUACCACCACUAGUCCUGCAUCAACUACUACUUCUAGUUCUGCUAGUACUGUCGUUACUACUAGCUCAACUGUAUGGUCCGAUGCCACCACUUCGACCUCAACUUUCCAGGAUUUGACCACUUCAUCAUCCUCAUAUACCCCAGCUACAUCGAAAGGAAAUGCAGCCACCACUUUAUCUACAAUCAUUACUUCUUCUGCAGCACCAACCACCUCUUCUGCCACAACCACUUCUUCUACAGCUGCCACUUCCUCAUCCUCGUCUUCUUCCUCAGUCUCGACUUUCCAGCAGACCAUGAUAGACACACACAAUGCUAAAAGAGCCCUUCACCAAGCUGGUGAUCUCACAUGGGAUAGCACACUCGAGAGCUAUGCCCAGGACUAUGCCGACAAGUAUGACUGUUCAGGCACCUUGACCCACUCCGGUGGUCCUUACGGUGAGAAUUUAGCAGUUGGUUAUUCUUCAGAUGGUGCUGUUGAAGCUUGGUAUGAUGAAGGUAACGAUUAUGAUUACUCUUCAUGUUCUACAUACGAUCAUUUCACACAGGUCGUUUGGAAGUCAACCACCAAACUCGGAUGCGGUAUCAAGCACUGUGGUGGAUCCGUUGGUGAUUACAUCAUCUGCUCUUACAAUCCUGCCGGAAACUACAUCGGUGAGUGCACUGAGAACGUUUUGCCAUGA
Brettanomyces bruxellensis is the source of this 813-nucleotide messenger RNA. RefSeq lists its product as uncharacterized. NCBI's taxonomy places the organism in Eukaryota, Fungi, Ascomycota, Pichiomycetes, Pichiales, Pichiaceae. Gene Ontology annotation, cellular component: extracellular region. The transcript has a single exon. The record is from RefSeq and is a predicted model, not a curated record. The coding region runs from base 1 to 813 and encodes 270 amino acids.